This is a messenger RNA of Rubroshorea leprosula, 1601 nucleotides long. NCBI's taxonomy places the organism in Eukaryota, Viridiplantae, Streptophyta, Magnoliopsida, Malvales, Dipterocarpaceae. The record is from the annotation of a GenBank genome assembly.
GUGAAAAAGGACCGAAUAGAGUACAAAAUUUCGGUGCUGACCAGACCACUAGAGGGUGAAGAAUCGGAGAAGUUGGGGGACAAGGCAGAUGGGAGAGAUUUUUACCCUUAAAAAGGGAGAUUGAUUGCAGAUGCUCGCAGGGUUGGAAAGAGACGAGAUCCUAGGAAAGGGAGAAAAGCAGCUGCAGUGAGAAAUUAACAGAAAAAGAAUCGGAAUUGAGAGUAAGAGAGCAAAGAUUAAGGCUGUUGAGAAUUGUUAGCAGAGUCGAAAAUUUUGGCUGUUGAGAAUUGUUAGCAGAGUCGAAAAUUUUGGCUGUUGAGUUAAGAUGCGUGCGCCAUCGCUUCUUGCACAAUGUUUGCCGGGCUUGGUGACCCAUGAUCGUGGAAGUCAAAGCAUCUCUACCAUAUCUGAGAAAGAAGUCCAUCUUCCUUCACUAGCUGUUGAGAUUAUCCCCUCAAAGUCAGCUUACCCUUAUAAGUAUGUUGGGGAUAAUGUCGACUUUCACGGGCUUAACGUGUUCAAGGGAAGAGUUAGUGUUGUGGAUAUUAUUGGUUUUACUGGUUCUGAAAUGAUAUCAUCGAAACCGGAUGGUCAUCUCAAAUCUUGGGACAGCUCUAUUGAUCUUGUUAAUGUCCUUAAACAUGAGAUUCGUGAUGGACAGUUGAGUUUUAGAGGCAAGAGGGUACUUGAGCUGGGUUGUAGCUAUGGACUUCCAGGCAUUUUUGCUUGCCUGAAGGGGGCUUCUACAGUUCACUUCCAAGACCUCAAUGCUGAAACUAUACGAUGCACUACCAUACCCAAUGUUCUUGCCAAUCUAGAGCUAGCUCGGGAAAGGCAGAGCCGACAGCUAGAGAGUCCACUUACUCCUUCCAGACAAACUUUGGCCCCAACAGUGCACUUCUAUGCAGGGGAUUAUGAAGAACUCCCCACAGUCUUAUCUGUAGUCAGGAAUGACGUGUCUGAAGUGACAACAGGGAUAAGCUUGAGCUUUUCUGAGGAAGAUUUCAUGGAUGGGUAUAGUAGCCAAGAUGGAAGUGCCAUGGCACAAGAAUUUCCCUCAAGAAGGUCAAGAAAGCUUUCUGGAAGCCGGGCAUGGGAAAGAGCUAGUGAGACAGACCAAGGAGAGGGUGGUUAUGAUGUUAUUUUGAUGACAGAGAUUCCAUUCUCCGUUUCCUCUUUGAAGAAGCUAUAUGCACUAAUUAAAAAGUGCUUGAGGCCUCCAUACGGAGUAGCAUACUUGGCGACAAAGAAGAAUUAUGUUGGCUUCAAUAGUGCAGCAAGACACCUGAGAAGUCUUGUUGAUGAAGAAGGCAUUUUUGGAGCUCAUUUAGUUAAGGAGAUGACCGACAGAGAUGUUUGGAAGUUCUUUCUCAAGUGAACCAAAGUUCAGUUUCCAGGAAGUGGCUGCUAAACUGGUUACUUUUCUAUUUGUAUAAAUUCAGAUCACAUAUUGUUCGUAUUCUUUGUUAGUAAAGAUCAAACUGGAAUGGUAAAGAAUUAGUAAAACUAAUUAUUACUGUCAUCAGUGUCAUUCUUUUCCCCCCUGAUUUUUUUCUAACUUUAACUGUAUAUCAAACAUUCAUUAAAUUGAGAUGCUGAAA